CAUACAGAAUAGAAGAAAUAAAAUGCAGUCUUUUCAACCCAUUGCUUUAAUUUUAAUAUUUGUAAUUCUUUUCUUUGAUAUUUGUGAAUCUAAUGAUUGUAGCAAUCCCUUGAAGACUAUUACUGUCAGUCAAUCAGGUAAAGCAAAUUUCAAAACAAUUCAAAGUGCCAUUGAUUCUGUCCAUGAAGGAAACUCUCAAUGGGUUCACAUCCAAAUAUCCUCUGGUGUUUACAAAGAGCAAAUAUAUAUUCCACAAAACAAACCAUGCAUUUAUCUUGAAGGAGUUAGCAGGCAAACCACAAGUAUAGAAUGGGGUAUACAUGAGAAUGCUACUUUCGAUACAAGAGCAAAUAAUACAAUUCUAAAGGGCAUUACUAUCGUGAAUACAUUGAACAGCCCGGUAUUAGAGGCGAAUGGCAUCACACAAGGCGUGGCGGCUAGAAUCCGUGCAGAUAAAUGUGUUUUCUAUAGUUGUGGUUUUCUUGGAGUGCAAGAUACUCUAUAUUCUGACAUUGGUCGCCAUUACUUCAAACAAUGUUUCAUCCAAGGUGGUGUCGAUUUCAUAUACGGAAAUGGUCAAUCAAUCUUUGAGGAUAGUAAUAUAUAUUUUUCGAUGGGGAGAAAUGGUCCGAAAAGCGAGGGAGUUAUUACAGCGCAUUAUAGAAAUUCAUCAAAUGAUCCAAGUGGAUUUGUGUUUAAUAGAUGUAAAAUAAGUGGUUCAUCAGGAGGAAAGUUCCAACUUGGGAGAUCUAUGGAACCUUAUGCAAGAGUGAUCAUAGCAAAUUCUUUCAUAUCAAAUGGUGUUAAACCCGAGGGUUGGAGUCCUAGAUUAUGCGUUGGCCAAGAAGCAAAGAUUACUUUUGUGGAGGAGAAAUGCUUUGGAGAUGGAGCAAACAAAUCGCAACGUGUGAAAUGGAUGAAGAGCUUGAGUGGAGGUGAACUAAAUAAAUUCUUGAGUCCCUCUUUUAUUGAUCAAGAAGGAUGGAUUUCUAAGUUGCCGACGAACAUAUUCAAUUGAAUGAUUGAUAUUUCGAAUGAAAGAAAUCAUUUUGAUUUUGAUACUUCAUUGGUCAAGUAUUAGCUGGAAAAUCAUUGGAAGUGAAAUACAAGAGUUACUUGUGGUUGCUUCUGUUGCAAGUCAUCGCAACAAUUUGCAAUUAGUUAUAGUUAGCUAGAAAAUUUUAAGGUAGAAAGCAAUUAUAAUUAAUUAGUGUCAUUGUUCAUAUAUGCCUAAAUAAGAAUUAACUAUGUAUUGUGCUCCAUAAUGAGUUGAGUUGAAUAACACUUUC
Messenger RNA from Vicia villosa (hairy vetch), 1289 nucleotides. Its product is annotated as probable pectinesterase 55. The record is from RefSeq and is a predicted model, not a curated record. Gene Ontology annotation, biological process: cell wall modification. The coding region runs from base 23 to 1018 and encodes 331 amino acids. Gene Ontology annotation, molecular function: pectinesterase activity. The transcript is spliced from 5 exons. NCBI's taxonomy places the organism in Eukaryota, Viridiplantae, Streptophyta, Magnoliopsida, Fabales, Fabaceae.